This is a messenger RNA of Tribolium madens (black flour beetle), 1306 nucleotides long. RefSeq lists its product as uncharacterized. Bases 228 to 950 code for a protein of 240 amino acids. Lineage: Eukaryota; Metazoa; Arthropoda; Insecta; Coleoptera; Tenebrionidae. The transcript has 3 exons. The record is from RefSeq and is a predicted model, not a curated record.
CAAAAUCAAUAUUUCUUCCUAUUAAACCCUCAAAUUCACUAAAACCCCUAUGAAUUAACAUAAAAAUUAUAAGAGAACACACGACUGUUAAUUUGUGAUUAAAAAAAAACGCAUUAAAUACACAUCAUUUUCGUGAAAUUAAAGACAAACGUUUUAUUUUUUUGAACGCAAAUUUGAAUUGGCGCCGCAGGGGUGUAACAACAGCCACACAGAAUCUGUGACACAGAAUGAGAGAAUCCCCGAAAAGUGAGGUUAUAGCUGCUAUGGAAUUGCCCGAUGAAACAACAAAUAUCUUAUAUAAAAACACUAUUAAAUACUUGCACGACGUCGCAGACAAAGUCCCAAAUGGUCUAAAUGUGUUAAAAUCAUAUUACGCGUCAAAGUUUCGAAUAUCGGAGCUCCAGACAAAAAUUUGUUUGGAGAAAAGUAAAAAUAAAUUAGACGCGAGGUGUCCAAAAUGCUGCCUCAAAUUACGUGAGACAGGGGCGUCGUACCUUGUCAAACCUGAGAUCAUCAAGUCAAAGUUCGCAAAAAAAUUACUUAAGAAGGUCAAGGCGCGGAAAAGAUUAUCACGUUUUCAGGCCAAAUAUCUAAAAAGCAAUAACAUUCACGCGGGGAAUAAACUUGUAAUUAUUUGUAAUUUUUGUAAAAAAGAAGUUAGCCACAAGUGUGAAAAACCUAUCAAGAGACGUAAAUACAGGGAAAAAGCUCAGAAACGAAAUAAGAAAAAACUCAAAAAGAAAGACAAAUUUUGUGGACUUAAGGAAGAAGCGGUUGUAUCAGUUCAGUCUAAUGAGAAACAUAAAAUUUUAAAUAAUGAAUUUACUAAAAGGAAAGAAAUGUUACAAGAAAAGAGAAAAUUAAGUAAGUUGACAAAAAUGCUUAAACAAAAAUCUAACAAAAAAAGUGGGUCUGCACUGACGCAGUUUUUACAGUCAUUGAAUAAAUAAAAAUUCAUAGAAAUCUACUUAGUUUAUUUAUAAAAUAACAUUGAAAACAAUCACACUGUAUAUUAUGUCAUUGGAAAUUUUUUGGGGUUAAUUUCGGUCAAUCCAAUGGAAUCUGCUCCUUCACAAUCUGAAAAUAAGUGAAUUUAAUAAGAAAUCAGUUUUUUAUAUAUCAUCAAUCAGAUAUCACAAAUACCGUCAGUUGGAAAUAAUUGAAAAUUCCCACUAAUACAAGUUGUGCUCUUUUUAUAAAAAUUUAAUAACUUAUUGGAUCCUAAAUUUUCAAGGUUUUAUAAAGCAAAAUUUUUGAAUCAGGAUAAAUAAAAUAAAAAGUUUCACCAUCAAAUCGACAUGUGAAA